AUGCAAACUUUGCAUAUAUUUAUGCUUGUAAUAGCAUUUUUUCUAUUUGUUGAUGCAUUACCACACGCAAAGCCUAAAAUUCAUACAAUUCCUCUAAAGAAAAAAUUAAUAAAUCGUCAACGAGCAGUCCAAAAUGUGGCAUUAGAACAACAAUCACCAGACCUUGCAUAUUUUGGGGAAAUUGCUUUCGGUGAUGAAGAUUCAGCCCAAAAAUUUGAUAUACAGUUCGAUACAGGGUCAGCUGAUUUCUGGGUUGUAUCUAUAGAUUGUAAUUCACCCGCGUGUGAAGAAAAGCUUAAAUACGAUCAAAACAUAGAUAUUGAUUUUGUAUCACUUGACAAAAAUUUCAAUGCCGCUUAUGAUGAAGGAUCAGCAUCAGGAGUAUCAGGAACUACCACUAUCGAAAUCGCUGGUGGUUUUCUAGUGGAAAACCAAGAGUUUGGAUUGGCUAACAUCCUUUCUGAUGAUUUUGAACGCGAUGAAUUUGAAGAUGCAGAUAAAAAAGAAAGCGAAUUAACAAUUGGUGGAAGUAAUCCAUCAAGAUAUGAUAGUAAUUCAGUUACUUGGUCAAAUCUGGUGGAUAAUAAUCAGGGGCAUUGGCUUAUUCCUCUCGAUGAUUGCAUUGUUAAUGGCCAAGAAUUGGGAUUCCAAAAUCGUAAUGGAAACAUUGACACUGGAACCACGCUGAUAAUUGCGCCAAUUGCUGAUGCUCGGGCAAUUUAUGGCAAAAUGCAAAAUGUUAUGGAGCGAGACAACGGGCGUUUCUAUUUGCCUUGUGACAGCCAAGAUGUAAUUGGCCUGAGAUUUAAUGGUGCAACUUGGAAUAUUGAUGUUAGAGAUCUUAAAAUUGAAGACGGUGACGAAUGCUAUGGAGCGAUAACAGGAGACGACGAUACUG
Racocetra fulgida is the source of this 898-nucleotide messenger RNA. The record is from the annotation of a GenBank genome assembly. Lineage: Eukaryota; Fungi; Glomeromycota; Glomeromycetes; Diversisporales; Gigasporaceae.